This is a messenger RNA of Penicillium subrubescens, 2295 nucleotides long. RefSeq names its product TPR domain protein. The coding region runs from base 1 to 2295 and encodes 764 amino acids. Gene Ontology annotation, molecular function: protein binding. The record is from RefSeq and is a predicted model, not a curated record. NCBI's taxonomy places the organism in Eukaryota, Fungi, Ascomycota, Eurotiomycetes, Eurotiales, Aspergillaceae. The transcript has 3 exons.
AUGGAUACCCACGACGUCUCCGAUGUUCCGGAGUACUUGGAGUAUCUUCGAGGACAUAAACAAAAUCUGAAAAACGCGCAGGCUGUCAAGGGAUGUCCAGCAAGAUCCAAAAAAUCCAGAGAUGAGAUCUUGAUGCAGUUUAUGGUUCGACAAAUGAUGAAUAAAGAACCUCCUGCCCAUCCGAACUAUAUCCGAUCCUCGUUCCUACCACCUGCGUACACCCCUUGCGUUACUCCAUUCAGCAAGUUGGAGAAGGUAAUGAUGAAAAGCCUAUUUCUUGAAACUCAUCAUCGGGGACGUUAUCUCCUUCUGAGAACGGUGACUCCGAUAGAUAUAAGCACCGCCGUUAUGGCCAUCGUGGAGGAUGAAGACGGGAGUGUUCUCAUGAUACAGCUCUACAACCAAGAGCAGGAGCUAUUGGGCGCACAGAGUCUCAGAGAGGGCACAGUACUUGCUGUGAAAGAACCCUAUGUGAAAGUAAUGGCAGACGGGGACUACGGGAUUCGAGUGGACCAUCUCUCAGAUGUCAGGUUUAUCCCCGAAUUUGACGACCUAGUUCCCUUAUCCUGGAGGAAACGUAUCACGCAGGCUGACGAGAGCGCCCCCUUUUGGAAGGAGAAAGGAAACGAGAAUUUUACUCGGGGGGAUUAUAAGUCCGCAGUUCAAUGGUAUUCAAAGUCGCUGGAGACCCAUUCCUCACCCGAAUUGCUGGUUACAGUACAGCUCAACCGUGCCCUCGCCUUUUUGAAAAGCCACUGCUUUGAUGCAGCGUUGAGAGACGUUGAAGAUGUCUUGAAAGUAUCAGAGCUAUCGGAAAAAGCUCUUUUCAGAAAGGGUCAAGCUUUAUAUCAACUUGGAAGAUUCAGGGAAUCAUGUGAAACCUUCGCAAUACUCACAGAGAAGUAUCCAAAAAACGCCACGGCUGCACAUGAGAAUGUACAUGAGAAUGUACAUGAGAAUGCACAUGAGUAUGCACAUGAGUAUGCACGAGCAUCUGCUCGACUUGUGGAGCAGGAGAGCGGGAAAUACGAUUUCAGAAAGAUGAUAAAGGAGGCCAAGAAGCGUCAGCCCCCGAGACUUAAUCGCGGUACCUACAUUGGUCCUGUGACUGUUAAGCAAACUCAAUAUCAUGGGAGAGGACUCUUCACAACACAGGCAGUGAAGGCAGGGGACCUUUUGUUCUGUGAAAAGGCAUUUGCUCACGCUUUUCACGAUGAAAAUGCCUCGAAAGGUCUCCGUCUGUUACUCAAUGUCGACAUGAACAAAGCUACGAUUGGCACCCAAGGGGAGCUCAUUCAAUUGAUUGUUCAAAAGCUUUACAAAAAUCCAUCUUUGCUACCGGACUUUGUCAAGCAUCAUCAUGGUACCUACAAAUCAGUGGAUUGCCUGGAAGUGGAUUCUGAACCGGUCGUAGAUAGUUUCCUCAUUGAGAGAAUCAUGCUCCUAAACGGUUUCGGAUGCCCUCUUCUCUGCCGCGAGAGUCACAUACACAGCAUGAAAGGAGAUUCUGAUUCUGCCAAAGGGGCCAAUGAAGUAUUCCAUUCCAAUGGGGUUUGGUCUAUGGCGUCAUACAUUAACCAUUCUUGCCUGAGCAACGCUCGUCGUUCUUUCAUUGGAGACAUGAUGAUUUUGCGUGCUUCAAGGGACCUGCCUUCCAAUGCCGAAAUUACCUUUUGGUACAAAUCGCCCAUGAACUGUGACCCUAAAGACCUAACAGUCAACCUAGAUCACUGGGGCUUUAAGUGCGAUUGCAUAUUAUGCCAAGAUACACGAAGUCUUAGCAGGCAUGUUCUAUCAAAUCGAAACAAGCUCUUGGCCGACCUUCAAAGAUUAUUCAAAAGACCCAAGAUGGAUUUGCGAAAGAUUGAAGGCACAAUUUCUAGCCUCGCAAGCACAUAUUGCCGACCAGCUUCUGAAGUCCCUCGCCUUGGACUUCAUUCGCCAUAUCUGACCCUCGCUGCGAUUUACGCUUCAUCUCAAAAACAUGGAAAGGCUGUGAAAUUUGGAAUAAUGAGCCUAGAGUCACUUGGGUUCGUUAUCAAGGGUGCAGAUAUUCCUCAUAUCUCAGACGCUCCAUUGGUUGUCAAAAAAUGGGGCCUGAUGAAUGAUGCAGUUGUGGGGUGCUGGAUGAUUCUGUGCUAUGCAUUUCGAGAGUUGGCACCUACUCUCGCGUCCCAAGCUGAGGGCUAUGCCAGAGUCUCCUACAAAAUUUGCGUUGGCGAAGAUGAGACUUUUGAUCAGACAUACAGCGGGCUAUCAAAUCGGGUAGAUGGAUUUUUAACAACGGCAAAGUAG